AUGGCAAUGGGUCAGUCUACGGGCCGGGCACCACCACCUUCAAAUCAAACAAGUACAGAUGAGGCAUCACCACCUGCAAACCAAACAGCGUCAUCACCAACUUCUCCACCAACAAGUCAGCAGCGGUCUGGUGGAUCCAAGUGCCCUCUGAUGCCAACAUGUGAAGCAAGUACAGGGAAUAAGAGAUUGAAAAUAGCAGUUCCAGUGAGUACUUUCAAAGAAUUUGUGAGCAUCACCAAGGAUAACUUCACUGGGGAACAAAUAAUUGGAGGUUUCUCAAUAGAAGUCUUCAAGGCUGUUGUUAAUAGAGGCAUAAGUGACCCCAUUGAGUAUGAUCUUUACCCUUUUGCCAAGUCAGAUGGAAGCUUCAAUGGAAGCUUUGAUGCUAUGCUUCAAGCAGUCUCUAAUAAGGAAUAUGAUGGAGCAGUAGGGGAUACUACAAUAAGAUAUGAUAGGUCACAAUGGGUUGAUUUCACACUGCCUUAUUCAGACACAGGAAUAACAAUGAUGAUUUCAACAAAAAAAGAGUCCACCAAAAAGACUGGAAUCAAAUUGAUUCCUUUAGUCAAGGGUUUGGUGUCUGCUGCACUUGUAUUUUGCUUUGUUAGUGCACUUAUCUUUUGGUUUGUGGAAUUCAGAAAUGAUAAAAAUAGACAGUCACAGCAGGCACCUAUGAGUUCUGGCACACAAGGACCAGGACAACGUGCAAACGUCGAUGACUAUUGGCGAAGGGAAACAUUGAGAGCAAUAAUCCACACAAGGCUAGUAAUUGUAAUCCUAUUUCUAGUACUAUUAUUCUUAACAUCCUGUUAUGCAGCAAGUUUUACUACAUUAUUAACAGCACAAAGACAAAGAACCGCAAUAAGAACACUAGAUGAGCUCAUAAGAAAAAGAGCAAAAGUAGGGAAUCAAAAAGGAUCAUUUGUUCCUCGUUUGCUAGUUAAGAGAGGUUUUUCAGAAGAUCAAAUAAUAAUUUAUGAUACUGAACAACAAAUGAUUGAUAUAUUGGCUAAGGGAAACGAACCAGGAGGUGUUGCUGCUAUUAUUGAUGAAACACCUUAUCUUAAGGUUUUCCUAUCUAAGAAUUGCAAUAAGGGCUAUGCUCUUGUUCCUUCCUUUGAUCUUCAUGCUGAAGGUUUUGGCUUUGCAUUCCAAAAAGGUUCAAACUUGGUACAACCAAUUUCAAAUGGGAUUUUGAAAUUGAUGGAUGAUGAUCAAUUAUCAAGCAUUCAAGAUAGGACAAUUGGGAGUCUUGAUUCAUGUGAAGAUGAACCUGAUACAGCUAAUGUUGAUUCCAAUCUAUUAGACUAUGACACUUUAUGGAUCUUGUUUGCUGGAGCCAUAGGAGCUGCACUAUUGGUGAUCAUAUUGUAUAUUAUUUAUUUAGGAACCAAUUGUGAUGCCUUAAGGAGAAGAGUUUCUUAUCCUUGUUAUCUACUCCCCAAUCACUAAGA
Amaranthus tricolor (Joseph's coat) is the source of this 1454-nucleotide messenger RNA. RefSeq names its product glutamate receptor 2.1-like. Gene Ontology annotation, molecular function: glutamate-gated receptor activity. Lineage: Eukaryota; Viridiplantae; Streptophyta; Magnoliopsida; Caryophyllales; Amaranthaceae. The transcript has 6 exons. Gene Ontology annotation, cellular component: plasma membrane. The record is from RefSeq and is a predicted model, not a curated record. Bases 1 to 1452 code for a protein of 483 amino acids.